Molecule: messenger RNA, 595 nt
Organism: Raphanus sativus (radish)
Lineage: Eukaryota; Viridiplantae; Streptophyta; Magnoliopsida; Brassicales; Brassicaceae
Exons: 3
Coding region: 123-371 (82 amino acids)
Source: RefSeq, a predicted model, not a curated record
CAUGUUAAAAAAUUAUUAUUAUAACAAGAAUGGAUUAAUAACUAACAAAUUUGAUUAGUAAAAUAAUACUACAGGAGUUUAAAUACUAUAAAUGAAAUCUUUAGAACGUCAAACAGACAACAAUGGGUCAAUCUUGUGUCUUCAAUGUUCUUGUUGUUUCCUCUCUUUUACUACUAGUCUUCUUCUCCACUGCCAUGGGGAGAAACUUGCAUACUUUACAAGGAGUUUACAGUGCGGCUGAGCUAUCUCCCUCCAAGGAUGACAGUGUGCGGAAGAUGAUGGAGCUGAUGGAUUAUCAACCAGUGGAGUCUAAUACCAACUGGAAUGGUUUCGUCGCCGCUCCUCCUCCCCAAUCUCCUCCACUUUCAUAAUUUCCAAAAAGAAAAAAAAUCUAUUUCAGGUUUCUUAUUUCGAAAACAAUGUUUAAUUGUUGUCUGAUAUUUUUGCAAUAAUUUACAACAUGUAAUUUUGAAAAUUUUAUAUUUUGGUAAGUUAAGUUUUACUGUCUCAAUUGUUGAAAUUAUGAGUUCAAACUGUAACAUAUUUGUUUGGCAAGGUUGGUUGGCGCAUGUAAAACGCCACUUAGUUUUCUUAA